Messenger RNA from Penicillium bovifimosum, 1968 nucleotides. RefSeq lists its product as uncharacterized. The transcript has a single exon. The record is from RefSeq and is a predicted model, not a curated record. The coding region runs from base 1 to 1968 and encodes 655 amino acids. Lineage: Eukaryota; Fungi; Ascomycota; Eurotiomycetes; Eurotiales; Aspergillaceae.
AUGAACCACCCCAGCUUGGCGGAAGGCAGAGGGAUGGAUGGAACAGCACGCACAGAACCUCCUAGGAUGCGCAAGAGGCAGCGUACAGAGGAUUGGGACGCCCAGGGAGAGCCGCAAUCAUUCCAACUCACAGCACCGAUCCCAUUCACGAUCCCGUGCUGUACUCCACUACUCCCACACCUUCGAGCGGUCCAUCAAACUUUUGAACAUUCCCUCAGGCUCAGGAUUGAAUCGCUCAUUUGGCCAGAGUCUAUCUUUCCGGGAGAUAUUUGUUAUUGUCCGAUACGGCUACAGCCUUGGAUUCAUUUUCCACGACUGCAGGAAGAAGUGUGGAACAAGCUCCUGAAUAUCUCUAGCUUUGCCGAUGCAGCUAUCUUCCCCGAUGACAAUGCACUCAGACCGAUUGCUCAGAUAGUCGACUGCUGGGCCUCCGUUUUCUCGGAAAAUACCUUGAAGUACUUCCAACACAGAACAGUCGACGACUUUCUCAUAUUGAUUAUUCGUGCUUUGGGUAACGACCACAAACUGGCACCUCUGUUCAACAUCCAGGGAGAACUGGUAUUCGACCGUCCAGGGGCUUAUGGCUUGUCCAUUGGAGAUAUGGGAUUCGAACAGCCAAUUUGCGCAAUGCUGUACAUCCCGUCAUACUGGCUGACUGUCCCUGAGCUCGUCGCGGGGCUGCACGCGAUGGAAACGUAUCAUUGCUUGCGGAAGAAGCCCGAUACUUACCAGGAACAUGCUACCGCCAUGGUCGUCCAUGCGAUCAUUCAGGUCUUCACCAGAAUGAUUUCCGCUGGUGUUCACCGCGGAUACAUCUGCACUGGAGAGGCCUUUGUCUUUGUCAACAUCCCGCCAAAAGAGCCAAUUGUGCUAGAGUACUAUCUCUGUGUCCCGGGGCAAGACGUCCCCUCCCAUGCAGUUGAUGCGGAUUCAAAGUGGGUUCGUCGCACGGCAUUAGGCCAAGUACUCGCUUUCACAUUGCAAUUGUUAUCUGCCUCCGAACCUUCUCAGGAAUGGCACGAUAAAGCCCACAGCUCCCUGCAAGUCAGUCAGGAGAUUUAUUCCAGCCUUAUGCCCAAAGAUCCGGAUCAGAGCCGGUUCAGACCACCAGCGAAAUUCCUGUAUGAGAACUCAUUCUGGGUUCAAGGCUGGGGAAGCUUUUUGGGUAUCCCCGCACCACCAGAGGGUGGCAAUCUUAGUUCACAGACCACCCAAAGUACGGAGAGGGCUUACUGUACGAUGAAAUGUCUCCGUGGCACUGCCGACAAGGAACUUUUGGAUGAGAAAUGCCCCAACGUCGCCGAACACGGAGUGGGAAGGCAUUCAAUCAGCUCACAGGAGAUAACCGCUAGGCUGAGUGAUCAGCUUCAGCAAAGCCGGGAUGAAGGAUUUCGGCAGCUGCACAUCAUUGGUCGAACUUGCUACCUCCUAAAGGCAACAUUGUUGUCGCAUGGAUAUACAGUGAUAAUCAAGGCAACCAGUUCCGAUCAUUCGCACAGGAUCAAAUGUGAAUUACGCAACUAUAAGGAUCUGAUCCUGUUACAGGGAUCCAAGAUCCCCGUCUGCCUAGGCAUGUUCGAGCCAAAAGUUCCAUAUUGGUACCAUGGCACGCUAAUGCGCUACAUGCUAGUCCUCAGUUGGUCUGGUAUUCGGACAGACUACGAGCUGAGCCCGGAAGCGCGUCAUUUCGUAGACAGAGAGAUGUCGGUUCUUAAGCGCAUUCUUUUUGACCACGGAGCCAUUCAUCGAGACCUAGUACCUCGUAAUGUGCUAUACAACGCAGCCACUCGAUCCCUCAUCGUGAUUGAUUUGGAAGAUAUGAAAUGGUUGCAGGGCACUGUGCAGGGAUCCGAACCGUGCGAUGGGCCGGGGAUUGAUGCCAUCAGGGAUAACAAGAGGAAAACUAUCACCUGUCCAUCAGCCUAUUCUGAGCCGACGGUACCCAGUCCUCGCUUGUGGCACUCAUGA